CUACGGGAAGGACAAGGAGGCAUCCGGCCUUGAACCGCAGCUUCCGUCACCAUGUUUCGGCGCAGCCAUCCAGCGAGCAAGCUCACGAACACGGAGCUGAAGAAACUUGAGCAACUCUUCCUGAUGGUAGACAACUGCACCCUAGACAUGCAGCGCGGCCAGGACACGUCUUCGCAGCUGGCUGAUGCAAUAAACGGAUAUCCCAACGCAACAAUGGUGUACGAGGUGAUGAGGCGCAUCCGAAAGUGCUUCAAGUCCAGCAACACCCAGGUGGUCCUGAGGGCGCUCGACCUGACAGAUACCCUCAUGCAGUCCUGCGGGUCGCACGCGAGAAGGGAGGUGUCCUCCGAUAAGUUUCUCAAGCUCAUCGGCAAGCUCUGCAAGGUUACGAAGACGAGACUCGACCCGUCGUGGCAGACGGUGUCGGAGCGAGCGCAGGACCUGGUUGUCGGUUGGGCCGAGGCCAGCGAGAGGAUGGUGGGGUCCGGCAGCCGGUUUACUCAACUGUACGAAAAUCUCAGACGAGACGGUGUGCUGUUCAGAGGCGGCAGCGGCAGCGGCGGCAGGAACGGCGCUAUCGGGGCCGGGGCGAUGGGGCGGGGGUUCGGUGGCGGCGGCGGCGGCGGCGGAGGAGGAGGAGGCGGGCGCUUUCGUUCGGCCGGAGGCAGCGUCCUGCGGCCGGGAGACGAGGGUUACGACGAGGAGGCCGACCUCGCGGCCGCAAUUUUUGCCAGCAGUAUUUCGGGCACCGGGGGAGGCGAUGGCGGCGGCGGUGGCGGGGCAGGAGGCCGGGCGGUCAACAGCGGCUUGCCGACGGCGGAGAACGGCGAGUUGCUAAGCAUGGUACCUCCCACGAUCGAGGCUCUCAUGGACAUCAUGGAGGGCAGCAAGGAUCUCACGGAGCUGCUUGGCAACGAGGUGGCCCCGGACGUGGUGGAUCAAACAAGAGAUUUGGUCCAGCAGGUGAUCAAGAAGGUUGAAGAUUUGGGCCACAGCGGCAACCCGGAUGAGAAGGACCUGGACCGCUACCUGAAGGCGCACGACGACUUGCAGACGGUGCUGCGCGUCUACGAAGGCGUUGUUGACGGCAGCGAGACCUUGCCCCUCUCCCGCAGGGGUGGCGGCGGCGGCGAUGGCGCAAGAGGAACCGGCGAGGCAACGGCUGCCGCGGAGGCCAGCGUUUGCCGCCACCGCCGCCACCGCCAAAAGCAACGGCGCUGCCUACAGCGGCGACGACAAUGCGGUCGAGAACGGCGGGGCUGCAAGAAAUGGCGCGGCGGCGGGGGCGGCCGUGGCUGCCACCAGCGGAGGCAGGAGCAGUCCCGCAAGGGGAAACCUGUUGGAUCUCGAGGAGAACACCCCGUUAGAAACGCCCAUGACCGGAGCAGGCGCCGGCGGGAUGAUGGUCGCGUACACCGACGGGCAGUUCAUGGCCAGUACCUCCAAUAG
Messenger RNA from Ectocarpus siliculosus, 1449 nucleotides. NCBI's taxonomy places the organism in Eukaryota, Phaeophyceae, Ectocarpales, Ectocarpaceae. The record is from the annotation of a GenBank genome assembly.